AUGACUGACAAUUAUAAAGGUUGGCACGAGAAGUUGCCUUAUGCUUUACUGGGAUACCGUAUUACAUCCAGAACUUCUACAGGAGUGACUCCAUAUCUGUUAGUCUACGACACUGAAGUAGUCAUACCCGCCGAAGUUGAGAUACCUUCUUUGAGAAUCGUUCAAGAAGCAGAAUUGGAUAAUGCUGAAUGGGUCCGAGAUCGAUAUGAGCAAUUGGCUCUAAUUGAUGAGAAAAUGAUGGUUGUCAUAUGUCACUGUCAGCUGUACCGACAAAGGAUGGCAAGAGCUUUUAACAAGAGAGUCAAAACUAGACUUUUUCAAAUAGGGCAAAUGGUGCUCAAAAAUAUUUUCCCGCAUCAAGAUGAAUACAGAGGGAAGUUUGCUCCCAACUGGCAAGGCCAUUAUGUGGUCCGCAAAGUACUCUCCAGAGGAGCAGUAGUGUUGGCAGAAAUGGACGGACAACAGUGGUUGAAGCCAAUCAAUUCAGAUGCAAUCAAGCACUACUAUGCGUAA
Molecule: messenger RNA, 513 nt
Organism: Lycium barbarum (goji berry)
Lineage: Eukaryota; Viridiplantae; Streptophyta; Magnoliopsida; Solanales; Solanaceae
Exons: 1
Coding region: 1-513 (170 amino acids)
Molecular function (GO): nucleic acid binding
Source: RefSeq, a predicted model, not a curated record